Molecule: messenger RNA, 3481 nt
Organism: Thlaspi arvense
Lineage: Eukaryota; Viridiplantae; Streptophyta; Magnoliopsida; Brassicales; Brassicaceae
Source: the annotation of a GenBank genome assembly
GUUGGUUAAUUACUCUAACUAGUUGACAAAAAAAAAUCACUUAACUAUUCGCCUAAUCUCGCAAAUCCAGAAACCAACUCGUAAUCACUUUUCCCCGUCUAGAUUCGUACUGUGCAAGUGAGCUUCAAACAGACAAGAAGAAAAAGACGAGAGGACGAAUCCAGAAAGAGAGAGAGAGAGAGAGAGCUUCUUGUAUUCUUCUUGUUAAAUUCUUUGCGCAUGAAGAUUUUCUGUUUUCUCAGUCAAAGUCUCAUAUCCAAAUAAUGUCUGGAUCUGAAUUUUGAAUCGGCGGUUUCGAAUCUCUGGGGAAAACGAAGCGUGUAGGUCAGGAAAACACAAAAGUGCUGCUACGAUUAAGUUUAAGGGAAUCGACUCUUUCGAAAUCGCCAUUUGUGAAACGCUGAAAUUUUGAAAUCGCGAUGGAGUCACGGAUGGAUCAGUACGAGAUCAUGGAGCAGAUCGGCCGUGGUGCGUUUGGCGCCGCCAUUCUAGUUCAUCACAAGGCUGAGAAGAAGAAGUAUGUUCUUAAGAAGAUUAGAUUAGCUCGGCAAACAGAACGUUGUCGGAGAUCUGCUCAUCAAGAGAUGGCUUUAAUUGCGAGGGUUCAGCAUCCUUACAUCGUGGAGUUUAAAGAAGCUUGGGUUGAGAAAGGUUGCUAUGUUUGUAUUGUCACUGGAUACUGUGAAGGAGGAGACAUGGCUGAGUUGAUGAAAAAGUCAAACGGUGUGUAUUUUCCUGAGGAGAAACUGUGCAAGUGGUUUACUCAAUUGUUGUUAGCUGUUGAGUAUCUUCAUUCUAACUAUGUUCUACACCGUGAUCUAAAGUGUUCCAACAUUUUCCUUACAAAAGAUGAUGUCAGACUUGGGGACUUUGGUUUGGCCAAAACUUUGAAGGCCGAUGACCUAACUUCCUCGGUUGUUGGAACUCCAAACUACAUGUGCCCGGAACUGCUUGCGGAUAUCCCUUAUGGUUUUAAAUCAGAUAUCUGGUCUCUAGGCUGUUGUAUAUAUGAGAUGGCUGCGUAUCGGCCUGCUUUCAAAGCUUUUGAUAUGGCAGGGCUUAUCAGCAAGGUUAAUCGCUCCUCAAUUGGUCCGUUGCCUUCGUGCUAUUCACCAUCUUUGAAGAACCCUGAGUAUCGGCCAAGCGCCUCGGAGAUUUUGAAGCAUCCUUAUUUGCAGCCGUACGUUGAGCAGUACCGUCCAGCGAUUUCCUCAGCGUCGAUUACUCCGGAAAAGCCACUCAACUCUCGUGAAGGUCGUAGGAGUAUGGCUGAAAGUCAAAACAGCAAUAGCUCAAGCGAAAGAGGAGAUAACUUCUACGUGAGUGACAACAAACAUAACAAUCGACCUGUGGUACCAAGUAAUGGUAAUAGUAAAGUCGCGGAGACAGAUUCAGUUUCUGUCGAUGAAGAAGACAUCCUUGAGAAUGAAAAUGUCCAUAGUGUUUUAGCAACGAAAACAGAUGGCCAUGGGAUUUUAAAGACCUCACAGAGUGAACAUCGACCAGAGAUUAUUCAACCGAGGCACCCGAAAACUAUCAGAAACAUCAUGAUGGUUUUGAAAGAAGAGAAAGCUAGAGAGAAUGGUUCACCCAUGAGAGCUAAUCGAGGGAGAACAACUUCUGGUGUUUCGACACAACAGAAGAAUCAUAUCGAAACUCCUUCAAAGAUUCCGAAACUCGGUGACAUUGCUCAUAGCUCCAAGACUAACCCAAGUACACCGUCAAAGCUAGCCUCUGAUUGCGCAAGAACUCAAGGAUCAAUACCACCGAAGCAUCACCAUCAAAUUCCACCGAUUGAAUCUUCACAAAAACUUAAGCCUAGAAACGAUAGAAUCCCCCUUGCACCUGCUACAAAACACGAAGUCGAAGAGGCGAUGUCGGCUAAGCGAAGGCAAAGAACGCCGCCUACAUUACCAAGAAGAACCUCUUUGACGGUGCAAUCAAGACAAUUAGGAGGAGAUACUCCAAACAUGGUGGCCUUAAAGUUAUAUCCAUCUCAACCGUCAGAGCAAGAAACUAAUCCUCCUCAACCUCGCGUCCAUGCUUCUUCCACUGCGAUUGCGCGGGAACCAAAGAGAACCUCCGUCGGAUCUUCGAAAGGGUUGCAGAGUGAAAGCAGCAACAACUCUAUCUCCUCUUCGUUGUCAAUGCAGGCGUUUGAGCUCUGUGAUGAUGCUGCUUCCACACCAUAUAUCGACAUGACAGAGCAUACUAUUCCUGAUGACCACAGGAGAUCAUCUCACAGCGAAUACUCGUCUUCGUUUCCAGAAACCUCUUCGGAGAUGAUGAUGAUCCGCAGAGAAGAACACGGCACCAGUAUGCGGCUUUUGGAAAUUCCCAAUGUUCAGCUACAAGAAAGCUCUCCUACUGCUCCUAAAGAUGGUUGUACUAGCCCUGCAAUAUUACAAAGCUAUGAGCCAAACACGUCGCAACGACAACACGGUGACGAUGAUAAAUUCAAAGUCAAAGCUUUUGUUUCCAAUGUUCCCGGAGCCGCCGCCGCAUCGCAUGCUGAACCUUCCCACUCAGAUAAUAAAACAGUCGUUGUCUCUCAGAACUCAGCUCGUGAGAAGAACAACAACAAUCCUUCCCAUCUUCACCCGGUUGUCGACGAUGUCAUCCAUGUUAUCCGCCACAGCAGUUUCCGAGUAGGGAGCGACCAGCCGGUCAUGGAAUGUGUUGAAGUCGGUGUACAGAACGUCGACGUUGGGAAACUCAUAAACGUUGUGAGAGAUGAGCUUGAAGUGAGGAAAACCGCCACUCCCUCUGAAUCAACCACCACGAUGAGAUCAGUCAUAUCAGAGCCUCCUCCCGAGACCCGUUCUGAAGAACCAGACCCGAUCACUAACUACUCUGAAACCAAGAGCUUUAACUCAUGCUCUGAUUCUUAUUCUUCACCAGCUGAGACCAGACAAAACUCAUUCGUGCCUGAAGAGGAAACAACUCCGGUUCCAGCUGUGAAAGAGACGUUGGACAUCAAGUCUUUCAGACAGAGAGCAGAGGCGCUUGAAGGUCUCUUGGAACUAUCUGCGGAUUUGCUGGAACAGAGCAGGCUCGAAGAGCUAGCCAUCGUGUUGCAGCCGUUUGGUAAGAACAAAGUUUCUCCCAGAGAAACCGCUAUUUGGUUAGCAAAGAGUUUAAAAGGAAUGAUGAUCGAAGACAUCAAUAAUAACAACAGUGGCAGCUCCAGGAAUUGUUCAUGAUUUCUUGAAAAGGUACGUUUGUAUCAUACCAGCAUUUUCAACCAAACUCUCGUCUCUUGUUACUUUUUUUUUCCCCUAUAACGUUUGGGCAAAAAGUGUUAAUUCUUCAUAUAAAAUAAAAAUCACUCCCAAAAAAGAAAAAUUAUAUGUUCAAAGAACACAUCCAUAUUCGAAAUUUUGAAAGUACAGCCACCAAUGUUAGGUGUGAUGUCUCCACUGUUGUAUAUAGAGACUAUAUGGGUUAUUCUUACUACAUUUUCAUUUAAAAUGAGAUUGGA